CGAAGAUCGUAUUCAACUCCUCAACCUUUAGCCCUUAGCAAGUCGUCCAUGCCUCGCAUCCUCUCCUCGACACGUUCGCUAUGCGGGCCUUGUCCCGUAUCAUCAUCGCCGGGCUGAUACUAGCGACACUGCUAUGGCUUAGAGGUCAAUUCUUCAAGCUCCACCAAUCUAUUCUCGCACUCGACAGGCUAUCACAAGACGGUGGUCUUCUCUCUAACCAUGUACAUUCGAACAGUACCAAUGCGUCGAGUACCGCGGUAGAAGACCCUUUCAGAGCCGUCAUGCAUGCCAUCUCCAACACACUUCUCAAUGGCACCAUCGAAAAUCUUGCGACUCCAAAAUCUGGCCUUAGAGACACGAGAACCAAGGUCGUCGUCGUUGCCAAGACGGCCAAAGAGCAUACUCAGUGGGUUGCGCGUAUGCUGCCCAACUGGAAACAUGCCAUCUAUGUCACCGACGACCGCAAAGCACCCCUGCACACAGCACGCAACAAGGGACGAGAAGCGAACGCCUAUCUCACCUACAUCAUUGAGAACUAUGACAAUCUACCCGAGACCAUCGCCUUCAUCCAUAGUCAUCUGAGUUCCUGGCACAACGAUCAGAACGCUGCAAAAGCGUUACAAUUGCUGAACAUCGACUUCGUUCAGAAGAACGGUUACGCAAACUUCAGAUGCCACACUACACCAGGCUGCAAUCCGGCAGAGAUCCAGCCAUUCCGCAAUAAGAAAGAGCAAGCUCGGAUAGACAAGCACGAAGCAGCGACCGAGAAUGCCUUUGCUCAGGCAUGGACCGACCUGUUCAACUCCACAGUCGUCCCUGAACAGAUUGGUGUGGCCUGUUGUGCUCAAUUCGCAGUCUCUCGAGAUCAAGUCCUGAAAAGACCCCUGUCUCAUUACAUCUGGUUCCACAGCUGGCUGAUGGAUACAUCCUUGAGCGAUGCGACCGCAGGCAGAGUCAUGGAGUAUCUCUGGCACAUCAUAUUCGGCCAGGAUCCUGUCUAUUGUCCAAAGGUAUGGCAGUGUUUCAGAAACGUCUAUGACCAAUGGGACGUCUUUUCAUAGCCCUUCCGGUGGUAUGCGAGAUUCCUGCUGUUGGCUUUGGUGAGUCCUCUCGCACUAGAUAGUUACGCAAUUUCUGGAUUCCAUCCCAAUCCACAAUUUUCUUUGAAUCGAGUAUGCCUAGGGAGAGUCCUGAGAUUGAGACCACCCACAGGUCUUUCGGAGCUGGCUUGACCCCCUCACUAGGUUUCCUGAUGUCGUGCCUCUUGCCGGGUAUGAGACAGAAGGAUUGUCCCAACAAACACUCCUUCGCACUAUAUAGAUUACGGCACAGUCUGGCCACCAUUUGACCGGCG
Messenger RNA from Aureobasidium pullulans EXF-150, 1354 nucleotides. RefSeq lists its product as uncharacterized. The coding region runs from base 81 to 1061 and encodes 326 amino acids. The record is from RefSeq and is a predicted model, not a curated record. NCBI's taxonomy places the organism in Eukaryota, Fungi, Ascomycota, Dothideomycetes, Dothideales, Saccotheciaceae. The transcript has 3 exons.